AACAUCAACCUCCACCAACAUCUAGAGGCAGCGGAUAGGUUGCAGGCACUCGUCCCGAUAGAAAAAAGGUUGCAGCCGCUGGUGCGGCUUGGAUUCAGAAUGCGGAAACGUAGCGAUCCGCAACAGGGGCUUGCAAUUGCAACCACUCUCCCGGGGCAGAAACUCAGAGUGCUUAGGGUUACGUUCAACUGACUCGUGCAGCGGACAACCGUGCCCCGAACAGCCGAACGGAUUCGUGCGACCCCCAACGGUGCCUGCAAACUUGGAACGCUUACUAUUGGUUACGCUCAACUGACUCACGCGGCGGACACCCAAACAAUUCGCGCGGCGAAAUGGGCCAACCAACCUCCGAGGAAAUCAGGGCCGCCCGACUCCCGCGGCGGUUACCCUUAACCGAUUUCUUGCGGUACUGCCCCUGAAAGAAUCGGAGCCGUUCGUUUGACGAUCUGGGCCAGCGGAAAUGUGAUGCGGGGAAUGCGAGGGCAGGGCGUCGCUCGAUCGCGUCCGUGGCGGGAUGAAAACGAAAUCUCUUCGGGAGGAGGGCUGCUGCUAGCCUGGACCCGCCCGGAACCGGACUGAAGAUAUAAGCAAGGGAUUCUAAGCCGUUUCAAAAUCCAGUUGUAUGCACCAAGGGCUUGAAACUGGCUUGAGAGCGGCUUGAGACGGCCAUAACGGAAGGGCUGCUGAUUUUCAGUGUCGCUGCGAGUAGUACCCAGACACACCACCCGUGCUACCACCUGCACUACCACCCAUACAGUCACAUGGAACUACUAAGGACCAAUCGAGCCAUGGCGACCCUGCAGUGCGCCGAGUCGUGGUUGGCUCUCCUUCUCGCUGCUCUCCUCCUCGUCCUUACAGAGAUCACCACGUGUACUGCUCAGCAGGACUUCUCGAGCGCUGACGCGCCCACGGCCAUCCGAUUCGGGCGGCGCAAGACACUGGUGAUGCCGGGCCUCCCCCCCGUGUCCACAGGUCUGCUGCUGCCGCUCACCCCCAACAUGUGGUCGUCCAUUCGCCGCCGCAACCCCACCUUCCGCCACGCCAGCGUGGGCUUCGUGCCGCCCGGCAACGGCAGCGGCAAUGAGAGCGCUGCCCCGCGGUGGAACUAUCUUGACCGCGUUGACUGGCAGCAGCGCCGCAUGGUGCGGCCCGUGCAGAACCAGGCCUCCUGUGCCGCCUGCUGGGCUAUAGCAGCGGUGGCAGCAGUGGAGUCGCUCUACGCCAUCGUCACCAACUCGCCUCCCCCCGCCAUCUCUGCGCAACGCCUCCUCGAAUGCGCGCCCAACACCCCCCGCACCCCCCCCACCACUCCCCCCACCACCUCCCCUUCUCCCCCCGCCACCACCGCCAUUGCUGCGCCUUCCGUGGAUGGGAGUCUGAGUGACUACCUGGCAACUUUUGAGUCGACUCAAAAGCAAUCUUCUGUCAACGGGAGUCUGAAUGACUACCUUGCAAGUCAGAUCGCACUUCUGGAGUCGGCUCAAAACUCACAGUCCCCUGCUGCUGCUGCUGCUGCUGCGGAUGCAUCUUCCUUGAAUGGGGGUGGGGGUGAGAGUGGGAGUGAGGGAGAUGACACGGAGAGCCAGCAGCGCUGGAUGGACGGCUGUGAUGGCGGGUGGUCCGCAGAGGCGUUCGAUUACAUGGCGUUUUCGGCCCUCCCUGCCGCUGCUGGCGCACCUUUCAUCGGUGCUAGGGGUACCAGAAACUCCUCCCGUGUGGCGCUGUGCCUGCAGCAGCAGCAGCAGCAGCAGCAGCAGCAGGCGGUGCCGCCGCCACUAGUCUACGCGGAUAACUCGGUGCCAUUCUCCCGCCGUCCCCCUUACAAAGGCCCCUUUAGCGUCACAAUGUUCGAGGAGACAGCACUCGAGGGGUAUCUGGGGAUGAUUCUGGCGCUACAGCGGCAGCCCGUGGUGGCUGCUAUUGAGGCGGACCAACCCUCUUUUAUCAAAUACGAUGGGUCCUUCAUCUACUCCGACCCGGCCUGCUUCAUCAACGGGGUCGUGGACCACUCCGUACUCGUUAUAGGCUACGACCUCGCAGCACCGACCCCCCACUGGCUGAUCCUCAACAGCUGGGGCUCCUGGUGGGGCAGCUGGGGGGUCAUGCGCCUAGCCAUGUCCGGAGGAGACGGCAUAUGUGGCAUCCACUCCAUGCCAGCGCUCUACCCGGUUAUAAAGACGCCGGACCCGUGUUUUCCUGUGAACCCCUGUGGCGGAGGGAGGUGUGCCGUGGAUGCGGGCACGGGCGGCAACACGUGCGAGUGCCCCGAGGGGUUUCGGGCGGUGGUUAACAUUGACGGGUCGCAGUCGUGCGCUCUUGCCGCCCGCUGUGCGUUCUCCAUGGUGAACCCGUGCGACAGCGGCACGUGCAUCGACAGCAGCAGCAGCAAGGGCGGCUACUCCUGCCUGUGCCCGCCGCCAGCGGAGCGCGGCAACAACACGGACGGCACGCAGACGUGCAUCGUGCCGCCAGCAGCCCUCGCCAGCAGCAAUGGGGAGAAUGGCAACGACGGCAACAACGCCAACAAUGGCGGUGGCAGCAACAGCGGUGGUAGCAGCGACAGCGGCAGUGGCAGUGGUAGUAGUAUCGCUCCGAGUGUGCGGCGGGUGCGGGUGUUGGAAGGGAUGACAUGCGGCAUGCUGGCACUCACCUUCCGCCUCACUGUGGAGCAGCUGCAGCAGACCAACCCGGGCAUCGACUGCAGCAGGCUUGAGAUCGGCACAACGGUGAUGGUCAACACGUCUGCUGCGGCAGUCGCCUGCUCCCUGUCUUAUGCUGCAUCCCCGGGCGACACCUGCGCUUUGAUAGUGGGCCUAUUCAAUACAAGCACAGCGACGCUACUCUUCCUCAACCCCCAGCUGGACUGCUCCCUUCCCUUCGCCACCAGCCAGUCUAUCUGUGUAGCAGCAGCAUCAACACCCCUCCCCCGUCGCUGCGCGCAGUGGUACACGCCGCAGCCCGAGGACACGUGCCAGGGGAUCAUGCAGUCCGUGGCCAGCCCCCCCCUCCCCCCCGCGCACUUCUUUGCGCUCAACCCAGGCCUCUCCUGCUCCCACCUCGAACAGCCAAACGCUGCCGGCGUGGAGGUCUGUACGAGGGCGGCUCCCAAUCUGACGGGAGCGACCAACUGUUUUACGGGCGAAGUGUACUAUGCGACGCGAGGAGACACGUGCGCACGCAUACUGGCGAUUUAUUUCUCCUAUAGUGCACGGCUCAUGGCGCAGUAUAACUACGGUGCUGUUUGCAGAAUGCCGCUGUUUGUUGGCCAGCGAUUCUGCCUGCCUCCGCUAGAGAGGAAGGGGACCGUGCUUUAUCCACCGUCGAGCCGCCAAUAAACAUUAAUGAUGCGAGUCAGUCCUGAUCGCUGUGUUAUUCCACGAGUGUUUCCGUUAGAGCUGAUGUAUUAUAUCAACUAUGUUGGAUGCUAUAAUAAUGGACAUUAAGUGACACAACUCUUGUAUAUGUUUUGCUGUUGAGAAGUGACAAAUAUUACGUAUGCU
Closterium sp. NIES-67 is the source of this 3500-nucleotide messenger RNA. NCBI's taxonomy places the organism in Eukaryota, Viridiplantae, Streptophyta, Zygnematophyceae, Desmidiales, Closteriaceae. The record is from the annotation of a GenBank genome assembly.